UAGAGAGAACCUUAAUCCAUAAGCCACCUUCUACGUUCUAGUACCGUCUCUCUUUCUCUCCUCAAUUAAUAAUGGCUUCCUUCCCUCAUUUCUACUCAGAUUAUCAGUUUUCUCCUGAGGAAUUCUCAGAGAUUACGUCGGUGAUUGCUCAAGAGCACUAUGGUGGUAAUGCAUUUGCUAGCACUUCCACUGGUACAAUUUCAUGUGGUGCAAUGUUGGGCCAUGAGCAGAACGUUGUCCUUCCCAUUUUGUAUAAUAAUAAUGGUGGGCUUGAAGGUUUUCCGAUAGAGUCUGAUAUCUUGUCGCGGGUUCCGAUGACGACCGCCACCACCUCAUUCCCUGAGCAACUUGUGCUUUCUGAGGUGGAUGUGCCCUCAUUGCUGGACUACAAAAUGGGUUUUAGUGGCAUUGCCAAAAUUCAGAACUUUGGAGGCGGAUUUCAGUAUUUGGAUACCUGUGAGUGUGGAGACAGUUGCAGUGGGCUUGUGCCGAAUUUCAAGUCUGUUUGUCCUGAUUCUGGAGAAAAUUGGGGAGUUCAAUGCAAUCAAAUGCCAGCUAUGGAACACACCAACAUAAAGGUUGGCCGGUAUACGGUGGAAGAAAGGAAAGAUAGAAUUCUGAGGUACUUGAAGAAGAGAAACCAAAGAAACUUCAAUAAGACCAUCAAGUAUGCUUGUCGCAAAACCCUAGCUGACCGGAGAGUUCGUGUCCGGGGAAGAUUUGCCAGGAAUAAUGAACUAUGUGAAGACGACACUGAUGGGAAAAAGAUUGACAAUCCUCUCCAAGAAAAAGAAUCAUAUAGCAAUGAUGCCCUCGAGAUGAAGAAUGAUGAUGAUGAUUGGCUGCAAGAGGCUGUAGCAAGUCUAAUGAUGUACCAUAUAUAGUUGGGUGACUUAAAUAAUUAAUUAUAUGGAGAAUGAAUGGACAGCGACUGAAAAAGGAGUGUUGGGAUAUGGACAUGUACUGAUCUAACCAAGCUAAUUAGGGUAAGCUGGCUAAAGAGAGAUGGCUAGUGCUGGGUUGUUUUCAGUUGGAAAUUGAAGUUCAAAAUAGAAAAAGAUUCACCUAACUAUCAUAUGAUAAUCUCCAUCUCUCCUUUUUCACUUUAAUUAACAAUGACAUGAGUUUUGAAAACAACUGUGUACGUUGUAACUAAUGUUGUACAUGAUCACAUAUCGAAGGCAUC
Molecule: messenger RNA, 1186 nt
Organism: Hevea brasiliensis (rubber tree)
Lineage: Eukaryota; Viridiplantae; Streptophyta; Magnoliopsida; Malpighiales; Euphorbiaceae
Exons: 4
Coding region: 72-884 (270 amino acids)
Biological process (GO): regulation of flower development
Cellular component (GO): nucleus
Molecular function (GO): protein binding
Source: RefSeq, a predicted model, not a curated record